AUGGUGUAUCCACUUUUACCAUACUACACUGCUGCGGACAGAGUUGACUCGAAACUCUCUGUUGUCGGACAGGCCAUCUACGAGUUUGACGGUACAAACGCCGAGUCGAUCAUACAGGCGGCCAAGUACGGCAAGCCAAAUGUCUAUGUGGACCUCAAGGUGUCUGCCGUCACAGACGAGACCAUCGAUGCUAUUCUUUCUCUCUACAACAACGGCGUGGUGAGCAUCUUUGCGUCUGAGGAACAGGGUGCACAGAUCGCCGACAAGAUUCCAAACGCCAGAAUCACCUUCAGGAUCUCGUUACCAAACCCUGUUGCUAAGACAGCCACAUCGCUGGCCUACACGUCACUGGACGCUUUGCCAGCUAAGGCCGACGAAAACGUCGUGUCGUUUGUCUACUCCCCAACGUCGGCUCCGUUGUCCGAUUUGCAAAAGGCCGUCAAAAACGGCUUCAUUCCAAUUGUUCCUUCCAAGCUUCUCACCACCGAGUACGAGAAUGCGUCUGCUUACCCAAUUGUUGAGUUUCUCGUUCCUUCGUUGGUCACUGACCGCCAGGAUGGCCUUUUCACAACCUUAGUUCUCGACGAAUCCAACCAAUGUCUUGGCUUGGUCUACUCCUCCAUAAAGUCCAUUUCCGAAUCCAUUAAGACCCAGACCGGCGUGUAUCAAUCCCGUAAGCACGGUUUGUGGUACAAGGGCGCCACUUCCGGUGCCACGCAGAAGUUGGUUUCUUUAGAUGCCGACUGUGAUAACGACUGCUUGAAGGUUGUUGUCGAACAGGCCGGUGCAGGGUUUUGCCACUUGAACACGAAUUCCUGUUUCGGUAACUUGAAGGGCCUUUCUGCCCUCGAGAAGACCUUAGUUUCUCGUAAAUCAGAUGCUCCAGAAGGAUCAUACACGAAACGCUUGUUCAACGACGAGGAGUUGCUAAACGCCAAGAUCAAGGAGGAAGCUGAAGAGUUGGCAGAUGCUAAGACGAAGGAGGAGAUCUCGUGGGAAGCUGCGGACCUUUUCUAUUUCGCAUUGGCCAGAUGCGUCAAAUACGGUGUCUCCAUCGCCGACAUCGAAAAGAAUCUAGACAUGAAAGCUUUGAAGGUAUCAAGAAGAAAGGGUGAUGCCAAGCCUAAAUUCAUUGAACAAAAGAAGGCUGAGCCAGCUAAACCGGCUGAGCCUAAGACUGCUGAAAGAGUCAUUGGUCCUAACGACAAGAUAUACAUGAACAGAAUCAACGCUGAGACUGCGACAGCCAAGGAAGUUGAGGCAUGUCUCGAAAGACCUAUCCAGAAGUCUGCAGACAUCAUGUCGUUGGUAACUCCGAUUGUCGAGAAGGUCAAGCAAGAGGGCGACAAGGCACUGUUGGAGCUGACUGCGAAGUUUGACAGAGUUGAGCUCAAGACGCCAAUUUUGAAUGCCCCAUUCGACGAGAGCAUGAUGCAGAUCACCGACGCCGUCAAGAGAGCCAUUGAUAUCUCGUUUGAAAACAUCAGGGUUUUCCACGAAGCACAGAAUCAAAGCGAGGUGAUGACUGUUGAAACGUGUCCCGGUGUCUACUGUUCCAGAUUUGCCAGACCAAUCGAGAAGGUUGGUUGCUACAUUCCAGGUGGUACUGCUGUCCUCCCAUCGACGUCGUUGAUGUUGUCGGUUCCUGCGCUUGUUGCCGGAUGCAGCGACAUCAUCUUUGCAUCUCCACCAGGAAAGGACGGCAAGUUGACGCCGGAGGUUGUCUACGUGGCACAUAAGGUUGGUGCCAAGUGCAUUGUUUUAGCUGGCGGUGCCCAGGCCGUUGCGGCUAUGGCCUACGGUACAGAGAGCGUUCCUAAGUGUGACAAGAUCAUGGGGCCAGGUAACCAGUUUGUCACCGCGGCCAAGAUGCUUGUUUCGAACGACUCUAACGCCUUGUGUGCCAUCGAUAUGCCUGCCGGGCCUUCUGAGGUGCUGGUCAUUGCCGACAAGCACGCGGACCCUGACUUCGUAGCCUCGGACUUGCUUUCGCAGGCGGAGCACGGGAUCGACUCGCAGGUGAUCCUCCUUGCGGUCGAUAUGACGUCGGCGGAGGUCGACCGUAUCGACGAGGCCGUCCACCAGCAGGCCUUACGCCUUCCAAGAGUGGACAUUGUCAGGAAGUGCAUUGCGCACUCGACGACAAUUCAGGUCAAGACCAUGGCCGAAGCGUUCCACAUGUCCAACAGAUAUGCGCCAGAGCACUUGAUCUUGCAGAUCGACGACGCAGAGUCUUGGGUGCCCAAGGUGGACAACGCCGGCUCUGUCUUUGUCGGCGCCUACUCGCCAGAGUCUUGCGGAGACUACUCCUCUGGUACCAACCACACCUUGCCAACAUACGGUUACGCAAGAAUGUACAGUGGAGUCAACACCGCCACCUUCCAGAAGUUCAUCACGUCCCAAGUCGUGACCAAGGAGGGUCUCAAGAGCAUCGGUUGUGCGGUCAUGGACCUUGCCGCUGUGGAGGGUCUUGACGGCCACCGGAACGCUGUCCGCGUGAGAAUGGACAAGCUCGGCCUCCUUCCAGAGGGCUACUGA
Pichia membranifaciens NRRL Y-2026 is the source of this 2538-nucleotide messenger RNA. RefSeq lists its product as hypothetical. Gene Ontology annotation, molecular function: histidinol dehydrogenase activity; NAD binding; phosphoribosyl-AMP cyclohydrolase activity. The transcript has a single exon. Gene Ontology annotation, cellular component: cytoplasm. NCBI's taxonomy places the organism in Eukaryota, Fungi, Ascomycota, Pichiomycetes, Pichiales, Pichiaceae. The coding region runs from base 1 to 2538 and encodes 845 amino acids. The record is from RefSeq and is a predicted model, not a curated record. Gene Ontology annotation, biological process: L-histidine biosynthetic process.